Molecule: messenger RNA, 2133 nt
Organism: Perkinsus marinus ATCC 50983
Lineage: Eukaryota; Perkinsozoa; Perkinsida; Perkinsidae
Exons: 2
Coding region: 1-2133 (710 amino acids)
Molecular function (GO): nucleic acid binding
Source: RefSeq, a predicted model, not a curated record
AUGUCUACCGGAUUGAGUCUAGUGGAUUCGGGGAAUCGUCGACCUCAACGAUCUUGCGUCGGUCUUGGUGUGGAGCGCUUUGCUGACUCUUCACAUUCUACCGGGAUACAUCAAGCUCUCAGCACCGGUGAUCACAACACCGCUGCUCCCUACGCCGACCACCCCAACAACCCCGCUAAUGGUUCUCCACGAUUUGUCGAUGACGGUACUGCCUCGAGUCAGGAUGACGACGUCUCUGCGUUUCAGUCCAGUCAUCGUGAUGCGACCUCCUCUCCAUCCAGACGAGGUGAUGCGAUGAGUAUGCCUUCUCUGUGCGAGGACGGCAACCAUCAUAGGAGCUCUCCCUCUGACGAGUCCCGGUUCAUAUCUCCACCUCCGCCGGAUACUUGGGUGCCUCCUCCUGAUGCUAUGCGUGAGACCAUCCAUGCCAACGGCAGUGAUUUGCAUCUUCGUCAGCCACUGUCUCAGAGCAUCCCGCAUCGCUCAUAUGUGGAUGUCGGUGAGGUCGGUUCUGCCAGUGCCAAUCAUUCUGUUCAGACCCCAGCCGAGCACUUUGCGAAGCUGGCGUCGUUCUAUCCGCCGUUCGCCAUGNNNNGGCCUCUCCGUGUUGUUAUGAUCGACUAUAGUGGACCAUAUGAGAAUGGACAAGAUCCAUCCUACGAUCGCUACGCUGUCACUAUCGUUUGCGUCGCCACACGAUAUUGUCGAGGUGUCACUGUCCCUGAUAAGAGCUGUGCUACACUUCUCCUCAAGCUUGCGGCCCUCUUCGACUCUACUGAUUGGCCUUCCUUGAUAUUGGCUAGCGACUCGACGUUCCGAGGACACCAAUGGACCCAUUUCUGCGCCUCUAACAACGUUAUCUUUAAGGAGCUCCCUGCCAACGCACCUUUCCUGUUAGGAUCUGGUGAGCGGCCGCACAAGGAGGUGAAUGGUUAUAUGAGGGUUAUCCUAGGGAAACUCGGUUCGGGUACCUUGGCUUUAUCAUGGGUCCGUCAUUAUUUUCACGGGCUGAGAGCGUGGAAUCUACUCCCAUUGCCUGGCACCGACAUUGCUCCUCAUGAUCUGGUCUAUUUCACCCGAGGUCGUAUCCCAGCCUUAGACCCGAUCGAUGACUCAGCUGCUCACCAAGUCUACCAAGGACUGCCUUCAGUCACGUCUGCUGUAUCGUUGGACAUUCUGACUGAUAUCCAAAAUGUCAAGGUGUCACGCUGGCAACAGUAUCGUCAGGUCUGGCUGGACCUUCGUGAGCGGGUCCGAUCGACAAUGGCUACUAGAGUUCCACCUUUGAACCUCUCUCCGGGUGAUUGGGUCUACGUCUGGGGUCAUCCCAGAACUAAGCUGUCGUUCAGAUGGAAGGGUCCCUUCGAGGUGAUUUCGGCAUCUCCUGGGAGCACGAUCAUUACUGUCAUCGACGAUCGCGGUACAGAGCUUCUUUGUGCGCGGGACAACUGCAAGACUGCUCCCGCAACUGCCCAGAACAGCACGGCUCAUGGUCUCUCUACUGGUGAGGACUCUCCAUCCGUUCGUGGUCGUCCUAUUGAGGAAGACUCUCCAUCGGUUCGUGAUCUAUCCGCUGAUGAAGACUCUCCACCGGCUCGACGGCAUCACGCUGCUUCCUUCCCUGCUGUUGAAGACUCUCCGCCGAUACGCCGAGAACCUUCCUUCAGCGAAGACCCCAUGAUGGCCUUGCAGGAUGCUGUUGUGGACGUGGGUACCUCAGAUCAUGUGGGAGGAGCGACUGGUGACGUGGGUUCCGUUGCCAAUCCGACGACCUCGGCAACUUCUCGGCCUCGUUCGUCUGGCCUUGGAAGUCUCCACAUCGGUAUGGAUGUUGUCGCAUUCUACGUGCCCGUUAACGACACCUUGGGAGACAAACCUCAAGAUGCUGGUCGAUGGUAUUUUGGCCGAUUGCUCAGUUUAGAUGAGGAAAUACCCAUCAUCGUCAUCGCUCCCUACUGUCGAAGGUCCGAUGGUCUACCCGUGCGCAAUGGCGAAGAGUACUUGGCUAAUGAUUCCUAUCUCGACCACACUUCACCGACAGUAAUUGACCUACGCUCUUCUCUAACGGUGGUACGUCGGAUCACUAGGGCUACCCUGAGGAUGAUUGCAGCUGAAGGUGAUCAUGAUGAUUGA